GUUAAAACACUUCUUUGUGUGAAGUAUUACUGUUGCGAUAUGUUUUUUUCGUCGACAUUGUUCGUAACUCUCUCAUUGGGUGUAAUCCCCGCAAUAUUCGGAGACUACGUUUAUGAUGUGUACUCAGAUUAUUCAGAAGAAGUAGAUGAAGUGUUAAACAAUCAUGGCUGUGACCCUAACCAAUGUCUGGCUCCAAAUUGUUCUUGCUUUGGCGUGGUGCCGCUGAAAGGUGAUACCAGCAAGCUUCCUCAAUUUGUUGUUCUUACAUUCGAUGAUGCAGUGACCACUCUCAACAUCAAAACUUACCGUCAAUUGCUGAAUGGGCGAAAAAACUGGAAUGGAUGUCCAGUCACUGCUACGUUCUUUGUCUGCCACGAAUACAAUGACUAUGAAUUCGUGAACGAACUGUACAAACAGGGGAAUGAUAUAGCUGUUCAUUCGAUAACACAUGAAAGCAGCACUGAAAUGUGGAAGAAGGCUUCGUACGACCGCUGGCAGGCUGACAUGACAGGUAUGCGCCAGAUUCUGUCAAAAUUUGCUCGAAUUCCCGCUUCCGAAAUUCAAGGCCACAGAGCUCCUUUCCUACAGACUGCUGGGGACAACACAUUUGCUAUGCUGAAAGAUAAUGGAUUUGCAUACGAUUCCUCGAUGCCAAGUAGAGCCUUCAUGGAUCCACCGUUUUGGCCAUAUACCCUAGACCAUGGAUAUCUGCAAGACUGCCAAAUAUCGCCAUGUCCGGAGUCCUCUUAUCCUGGUUUGUGGCUCUUUCCAAUGAUACAGUGGAAAAGGACAUCCAAAGUGGGCAAUGCUGUCAUUGAUUUCCAUUGCUCGAUGCUGGACGCUUGCACUCCAUAUCCCAAGACGGAAAAGGAAACAUUUGCUUACAUGUUGGAUAAUUUCGAGAGGCACUACACCAGCAACAAAGCACCGCUUCCCGUAUUUUUGCACGAAGCUUGGCUACGAGAUGAACAAAGACUUAAAGGCUUUGAAGCUUUCUUGGAUUCUGUGCUUCAAAAAGAAGAUGUUUUCGUUGUUAGUAUGCGAGAAGUUUUAGAAUACAUGAAGAAUCCCGUUGAUUUAGAGACGUAUAAAUCACAAAGAAAAUGUUUGGUAGAUACAAGACCAAAGGCUGGCGACUGCAAGCCGGUGACGUGUAACUUUCGCAAGCGCAACAUCUUGAUGAAGAGCUGCAUCCCUUGCCCCAAACGGUACCCGUGGCUGGGAAAUCCCGAAGGACAGAUUCAGUAAUGAAUGAAGUGUACGGUGAUUGUGUUCGUGACAACACCUUUUGUGGAUUUUUUUGAUUCAGAAAUUACUUAACUAAAUAUGAUGUAAACAAAAAAGAUAGAUAAUAAAGUGUUUGACAUUGAAAAAAUA
Messenger RNA from Argiope bruennichi, 1377 nucleotides. Its product is annotated as chitin deacetylase 8-like. NCBI's taxonomy places the organism in Eukaryota, Metazoa, Arthropoda, Arachnida, Araneae, Araneidae. Gene Ontology annotation, molecular function: hydrolase activity, acting on carbon-nitrogen (but not peptide) bonds. The coding region runs from base 40 to 1248 and encodes 402 amino acids. The transcript is spliced from 5 exons. Gene Ontology annotation, biological process: carbohydrate metabolic process. The record is from RefSeq and is a predicted model, not a curated record.